CAGGCCUCCGCGGCUGUGCGAGGGGUGCCUGGACGGCUGCACCCCGGAGCAGAGGGCGGAGGUGUUCGGGCUCUUUUCGGCGUGGGUCGCGGUUGUCGGAGACGAGCCGCGGGCGCUGUGCAUGACAGACCUGAGCUUGCUCCCCACAGACGCCAGGGACAUCGCGGACACAUUCGCGUCCUGCGCUGCCCAGAUCCAGGAGUGCGAGAUGACAAGGUGUUCGGGCGGCGCGGGCGCCUUCGACGCGUUCUACGCCGGCCUGGCAGGCCAGCCUCUGCGCCGGCUCUGCCUGGGCUACAACGUCUUGGGGCCGCCUGGCGCCAGCGCGCUCAUGGCGGCAGCGGCGUCGUGGGCAGGCAGCCUCGAGCACCUCAGUGUCGAGAUGAACGGCAUCGGGGACGACGCGUGCAGGGAGAUGUGCGCGGCGCUGGCCGCUGGAGCGCUGCCGCGCCUGAGGGCCCUCGAGCUCGGCUGGAACGAGCUCUCCUCGGCGUGCGGGCCGUCGCUGGCUUCGCUCCUGACGGGGCCAAGAGGCGAUGAGCCGGAGGCGCCCCCGCGGACGCUGCAGAGGCUCGGGCUGAGCGGCAACACGCUCGGCUCGGAGGGCGCCGAGGUAUUGAUCGCGGCCGCUGUCAGCGAGCCGGCGCGAGUCUUGGAUUUGGACCUCUCGAUGAACUAUGUGGGAGCAUCUGCGCUCGGCAAGUUGGCGGAGUGGGCCAAGGAGUGCACAUGUGACCGCUUGGCUGUAUCCAUAGGUCUCGAGUGGAACGACAUCGAGGA
This is a messenger RNA of Prorocentrum cordatum, 780 nucleotides long. NCBI's taxonomy places the organism in Eukaryota, Dinophyceae, Prorocentrales, Prorocentraceae. The record is from the annotation of a GenBank genome assembly.